Messenger RNA from Solea senegalensis (Senegalese sole), 911 nucleotides. RefSeq names its product transmembrane protein 106Ba (gene tmem106ba). The coding region runs from base 116 to 904 and encodes 262 amino acids. Lineage: Eukaryota; Metazoa; Chordata; Actinopteri; Pleuronectiformes; Soleidae. The record is from RefSeq and is a predicted model, not a curated record. The transcript is spliced from 8 exons.
GCGUGGUCUCAGCCCCAGUCUAUGCUCAACAACAGCAGCGUGAACAAAAACACAGCGACGACACCGCGGAUGGAAAACAAGUGAAUAUAAAAAGACACCAGACACAGCUGCAGCGAUGGGAAAGUCGCAGUCACACUUGGCCAAGCACAAAGACGAGAGUCGCGAGACGCUGACCUCUUCUGGCGAGUACAGAGACGGUCAGACGGACGAGGACGGCAAACACAGAGACGUGUCUCAGUUCCCCUACGUGGAGUUCACGGGGCGGGACAGCGUCACGUGUCCGACGUGUCAGGGAACCGGCAGAAUCCCACGAGGUCAAGAGAACCAGCUGGUGGCUCUGAUUCCGUACAGCGACCAGCGGCUGCGGCCGAGCAGGACAAAACUCUAUGUGACGAUCUCGGUGGCUCUGUGUCUGCUGCUGUCAGCUCUGGCCGUUUUCUUCCUCUUCCCUCGAUCCAUCGACGUCUCGUACGUAGGAGUGAAAUCUGCCUACGUCUCGUACGACCAGGACAAAAGAAUCGUCUAUCUCAACAUCACAAACACUCUGAACAUCACCAAUAACAACUACUACGCCAUUUCUGUGACCAACAUCACGGCACAGGUGCAGUUCUCCAAGACGGUGAUCGGGAAAACCAAGUACAACAACAGCACGCUGAUCGUUCCACUGGACAAGAAGCAGAUCGACUACACCGUCCCCACAACCAUCGCUGAUGAGAUGAGUUACAUGUUCGACUACUGCACUUUACCGACCAUCAAAGUUCACAACAUCGUGGUCAUGAUGCAGGUGACGGUGACGACGACGUACUUUGGACACGCGGAGCAGGUCUCCCAGGAGAUGUACCAGUACGUGGACUGUGGUGGAAACACCACGUCCUUACAUGGACACGUGCAGGUUUAUCAAUAAAUAAACA